Vespula pensylvanica (western yellowjacket) is the source of this 2108-nucleotide messenger RNA. It is a transcript of the gene Slbp, whose product is annotated as histone RNA hairpin-binding protein. Gene Ontology annotation, biological process: mRNA transport; mRNA 3'-end processing by stem-loop binding and cleavage. Gene Ontology annotation, molecular function: histone pre-mRNA stem-loop binding; mRNA binding. The coding region runs from base 495 to 1178 and encodes 227 amino acids. The record is from RefSeq and is a predicted model, not a curated record. Gene Ontology annotation, cellular component: histone pre-mRNA 3'end processing complex; cytoplasm. The transcript is spliced from 3 exons. NCBI's taxonomy places the organism in Eukaryota, Metazoa, Arthropoda, Insecta, Hymenoptera, Vespidae.
UUCAUAGUUAUCUAUUUUAGAGAAUCCUUUAUUUAUUCUUUUAUUAUUUAAAAUAUAUAUGAUAUAAUAAUUACUCUUUAUGUAUUGUACCUCCUUUAUGAGAAUAGUAUAAAUUAAACAUUACAUAAAUCAAUAUAAAAUAACACUGUACUUAUUUGCAUCCAUUUUUAAAAGUUAGUUGGUUAUGGUAAGGUAGCAUGAAAACAUACCUUUCAUGUUUGAUCCGACAAAUAACACUAGAAAAAGAUAUAAAGUAACUUUUUGAUUUAAAAGAAUCGAUUAUAAAAAAAAAUAUUAAAAAAGUAUAAAGUGGUUAUAUCUCAAUGGAUUCUUACCAAUUUCGUUAUCUACCUAAUACAGGUUAAUGCGUCACAAAUCGUUUGCUGCAAUACGAUCUUUAAUUUUUUUAAUUGGUGAAAUCGUAAAAAGUUAAGAUAUAUAUCUUCGAAAAUUCGGAUAAUUAUAUUUACAAGAAAUCAAAUCAGUGACAUACAAUGAGUUCAGAUAAUGAAGAAUUAAUGUUGACAAACGAAGAAGAUGAUCUUCUUGAUGAAAUAUUAUGUAUGAAUACAAAUUUAAAACCACAUGCACAAUCGAAAAAACAUAUAAAAAUAGAAGAUAAAUCAACGAAUGAAAAGAAUUGUAUAAAUGAACCUGAAUGUCAAACAAAAGAAUUAAAAAUUCAUAAUGCUUCACAAACUAAAAAAAAUUCAAAUAGUGGAGAAUGCCCUAAAUAUAAAAGCAGUGAACAAUCUAGCAAAUAUGAGGAUAAUGCUGCAUCAAUUCAGCAAAAUGUAAACAAAAGGCCAAGAGAUACGUCAACAUUAGAUACACGAAAUCCUAAAAUCUCAUGUCUUAGACAUCGUGAUGAUUCAAGUUCUACAACUAAAAAUACAAAAUUACAUUCAGGAGAAAACAAUAAAAAACACGUAGAAUAUGAAACUGAUCCUACAAUACUUGCACGCAGACAAAAAGAAAUAGAUUAUGGAAAGAAUACUAUUGGAUAUGAUCGAUACAUUCAAACUAUUCCUAAAGAGCAACGUACAAGAGAACAUCCAAGAACUCCUCCAAAAUACAUUAAAUAUAGCAGAAGAGGAUGGGAUGGAAUGAUUAAAUUAUGGAGGAAACAGCUUCACAAUUGGGAUCCUCCACAGGAAAAUGAAAGUAAUGAUAGUUAAUAAAAUUGGUCAUUUUUAUAAGAAUACAAUAGAAAUAAGAUAUUGAAAUAUAAUUAAAACAGUAUUAUGUUAUGAUAACUUAUGAAACUAUAUACAAAAUUGUUCAUAAAUAUUGUCAUUUUAACUUAAUUUCAAGCUUCUCAAGUAUAGCAUCUAAUUUUCGAUUAAUAUUCUGUUCAAUUUCAUUUAAUCUAUGCAUAGUUCUUGUUUCCAUUUCAUGAAACUUGUUAUUAAUAUAUGUUUCAAUGUUUGUAAUUUCUACAUUUUUACAAUCACCUUUGCAAUUAAGAUCCAAUUUUUUGGUCUCUUCAAUUACAUUUUUAUUAUUAUUUUGAACUUGUGAAGUGUUGGAAAUAAUAGUCAUAAGAUUUCUUAAAGGUAUAAUUUCAUCAUUUUUAGCAUUUGUUUCUUGUUUAACAGAUUCUAAUAUUAUAUUAGCUAAAGUUGCUUUUUGUUGUGUUGAACCAUUUAAGUUAUUCAGGAAAUUUGUUAUUGUAUAAUCAAGUAUUUCUGAUUCAUUUUCUUUAACAGAUUCUGUUAAUAUAAGUUUUAUACCGAAUAUCCAUAACAUAGGUUCUGUAUUUUUUAUUUUCGUAAACUGAAAGAUAAAAAAUAAGUAGCUGCAAUUCAGUAAGAAAACAAGUGUUUUUAUAAAAGAAAAUUAUCUAUUACUUUAAUACUGGCCUCAGUAGUAGGAUGUUCUAAAGUCACUUCUGCUAAAUAUAUAGUACUUCCUAUAAACUCAUCUACUUGCUCUGCGAAUACUGUAGUUGCAUAUUCUCCAUAUUGUUUAAAAAAUUCUAUGACAUAUGCUUCAGAGAGAAUUAUGAUGCGUGAUAUUUUUUGAUUAUUUGUUAAUUUUAUGUCCAAUGUACAUGGUUCUGUCACUUGUUCCGUAGAACGUAAAUAAAUACAUGUAUCCAAGGAAAU